This is a messenger RNA of Lepus europaeus (European hare), 3466 nucleotides long. RefSeq names its product BUB1 mitotic checkpoint serine/threonine kinase (gene BUB1). Gene Ontology annotation, molecular function: ATP binding; protein kinase activity. Gene Ontology annotation, biological process: mitotic spindle assembly checkpoint signaling; meiotic sister chromatid cohesion, centromeric; protein phosphorylation. Bases 96 to 3323 code for a protein of 1075 amino acids. The transcript is spliced from 25 exons. NCBI's taxonomy places the organism in Eukaryota, Metazoa, Chordata, Mammalia, Lagomorpha, Leporidae. The record is from RefSeq and is a predicted model, not a curated record.
CGGCGCGGCGACUGCGGCUGCGCGGGAGAUUCGAAUCGGCGGCGGCUCCUCGUUGCGACCCGGGUGCGGAGUGCCGCCUGCUCGCGUGCCUCGUCAUGGACAACCCGGACAAUGUCUUUCAAAUGUUUGAAGCCCAUAUGCAGAGCUACAAGGGUGAUGACCCACUUGGCGAAUGGGAAAGCUAUAUGCAGUGGGUAGAAGAGAAUUUUCCCGAUAAUAAAGAGUACAUGACAACUUUAUUACAACAUCUGAUGAAGGAAUUUUUAGAUAAGAAGAGAUACCACAAUGACCCAAGAUUCAUCAGUUACUGCUUAAAAUUUGCUGAAUGCAACAGUGACCUUCAUCAGUUUUUUGAGUUUCUGUACAACCAUGGGAUCGGGACCCAGUCGUCCCCUUUGUAUGUAUCCUGGGCAGGACAUCUGGAAGCUCAGGGAGAGCUGCAGCACGCCAGUGCCGUUUUCCGCAGAGGAAUUCAGAACCAGGCUGAGCCGCGAGAGCUGCUGCAGCAACAGUACAGGUUGUUUCAGAUACGCCUCGCUGAAAUCCACUUGCCGGCUCAAGCUAAAACCUCAGAACCUCUACAUAAUGCUCAGAUUUUUAACCAAAUGACAACAUCAAAAUCAAAUCCAGGAAAGAACUCAGCCUGCAUUUCAAAGAAUCAGAGUUCAGAACCUCCUGGAGUGGUAUCUUCAGCUCAUGAUAAAGAAUCAAAUAAGGAACAGAGGGUGGUCAUGAUUUCCAAAUCAGAAUAUUCUGCACACUCGUCUGUGGCAGCCCAAGCUGACAUUCAGCAGGUCGUCAUGUACUGUAAGGAGAAGCUUAUCCGCGGGGAAUCAGAGUUUUCCUUUGAAGAACUGCGAGCUCAGAAAUACAAUCAACGGAGAAAGCACGAGCAAUGGGUAAAUGAAGACAGACAUUAUAUGAAAAAGAAAGAAGCGAAUGCUUUUGAAGAACAGCUUCUAAAGCAGAAAAUGGAUGAACUUCAUAAGAAGUUGCAUCAAGUGGUGGAGACGUCACACGAGGACCUGCCCACUUUCCAGGAGAGGCCUGAGGUUAACUCAGCACAUGUGGGGCCAGCGGUAGGCUCCCAGCAGGAACCCACAGCUCCAUGUCUUCCAGCCAUCCAUCAGCAAACCUCAAGGCACGCGGGUGAGAAACCCAGAGAGGCACUUGCUGCUGUUCCUCUUGUGGCAAAUGGUACUACUGCGGCUUUGGUGCCCCCCGCCGUCAGCCAGACCAUCGCACCUGCUGGUCCUUUGCCAGCCCAGCCAGCGACAGACUCCAGGUGUAUCAGUCAAAAUACUCAUGAAUUCAAGCCGCAGAGCAGAGCAGAGACAAGAGAAGGGUGUGAAGCACACAAGGUUGCUAACACAGGUUCUUUUCACACAACUCCAAACACAUCCCUGGGAAUGGCUCAAGCAACGCCAUCCAAAGUGCAGCCCUCUCCCACCGUGCACACAAAAGAAGCAUUAGGUUUCAUCAUGAAUAUGUUUCAGGCUCCUACUCUUCCUGACAUUUCUGAUGACAAAGAUGAAUGGCCAUCUCUAGAUCAAAAUGAAGAUGCAUUUGAAGCCCAGUUUCAAAAAAAUGCAGGGUCUUCUGGGGCUUGGGGAGUCAACAAUAUUAUCUCUACACUGACCUCUGCUUUUCCUGUGUUUGAAGAUGGAAACAAAGAAAACUACGGAUUGCCACAGCCUAAAAAUAAGCCCACGGGGACCAGAACCUUUGGAGAACGCUCUGUCAGCAAAUUUCCUUCAGAACCCAAUGAAGUGCCUCAUGCCGAGGAGUUUUUGGAUGACUCAACGGUGUGGGGUACUCGCUGCAACAAAACCCUGGCACCCAGUCCCCAGAGCAUCGGGGACUUCACAUCUGCUGCCCAGCUCGCAUCCACACCCUUCCACAAGCUCCCCGCGGAUUCCGUGCACAUUCUAGAAGAUAAGGAAAAUGUUGCAACAGGGUACACCCAUGCUUCUUUGGCUGCUUGUAAAGAAAACAUAGCGGAGCCCUCAAAAGACAGAAAGUUCAGUCCAAUUCAAGAGACAAGCCCAGCACAAGCGCUCCCCACCGACGUCUCUUCAGCAUCCUUACACCGCCGGAGCCAGCCUGCAGCAGGCGGUGCGCUUGUCCGCGAGGCCCAGUGGGGCCUGGAGGCAUGUAAGCUCACAGAUGCAGCCUGUGCCCCUGCGGAGGGCCCCCCAGAUGCCGUCGCUGGGCUCCAAGCAGAAGAGAUGCAGAUGUAUCCUCUUGGAACUGCCAGUGCUCCAAACUUCACUAUCGAGAACCCAUGGGAUGAUCGUUUGAUUCUCAGACUUUUAUCUGGACUUUCAAAACCAGUGAAUUCCUAUCCAAAUGUUUUUGAAUGGCAAUGCAAACUUCCAGCCAUCAAGCCCAAGACCGAAUUUCAAUUGGGUUCUUUGAUGGUCUAUGUCAAUCACCUUCUUGGAGAAGGGGCCUUUGCUCAAGUCUAUGAAACUACCCAUGGAGACGUGGAUGACACCAAAAAUAAACAGAAAUUUACUUUAAAGGUGCAGAAGCCUGCCAACCCCUGGGAGUUCUACAUUGGGACCCAGCUGAUGGAGAGACUCAGUCCAAUCUCACGGCACAUGUUUAUCAAGUUCUACUCUGCCCACCUGUUCCAGAAUGGGAGCAUAUUAGUAGGAGAUCUCUACAGCUACGGAACACUGCUGAAUGCCAUUAACCUCUAUAAAAAUACCCCUGAAAAAGUGAUGCCCCAAGCUCUCGUCAUCUCUUUUGCCAUCAGAAUGCUCUACAUGAUUGAACAAGUCCAUGACUGUGAAAUCAUUCAUGGAGACAUUAAGCCGGAUAACUUCAUACUGGGAAACAGGUUUUUGGAGCAAGACAGUGACGAGGAUGAUUUGUCUGCUGACUUGGCACUGAUUGACCUGGGUCAGAGUAUAGAUAUGAAACUGUUUCCCAAAGGAACUGCGUUUACAGGGAAGUGUGAGACGUCUGGUUUUCAGUGUAUUGAGAUGCUCAGUAACAAGCCAUGGAACUAUCAGAUUGAUUACUUUGGAGUUGCUGCCACAGUGUACUGCAUGCUCUUUGGCACUUACAUGAAGGUGAAAAAUGAAGGGGGCGUUUGGAAGCCCGAGGGCCUCUUUAGAAGGCUUCCUCACCUGGAUGUGUGGGAGGAAUUCUUCCACCUGAUGCUGAAUAUACCAGAUUGCCACCACCUGCCGUCGUUGGCGCUGCUAAGGCAGAAGCUGAGGACGCUGUUCCAGCAGCACUACGCGAGCAAGAUCAGGACGCAGCGCAACAGGCUGAUUGUGCUGCUCUUAGAGUACAAGAGAUCGAGAAAAUAGAAAUGGACACGGACACUCCAUAGAAACCACUUUGUAAAUGCCAACCUCAUCCUGAACCUUAAUUUUCCCCCCACAUUUAUUGUUUAUGUCAAUGUUUGUUAAAAAUAAAAUCUACAGAGUGGAUCCAUGUGAUGUAGUUGUUA